AUGCCCCUCAAUGUCUCACCUCUUCCCACUUCACAAUCUCUGAACCUGGACGCUGUCGAGGACUCGGAAACCCAGCAGAGAACCACCGAGGAUCUUCAGGGAGACAAUGAUGUAGAUACUCGAGGCCCGGGCGCCUAUGUCUUGCAACUUGCGGCACUGAGGGAGAGUGACCCGACGCACAUUCUCUUUCGCCGCUUCACAGAGCUCGCUUCGUUGUCUCUCGACUUAGAAGGCAAUCAUCUAGAGCAGCUGGGACAUGAUCUCAGGCAGAUGAUCCUAACAGGCGAAGAGGGCGUCGAUGACUUCAACGACAAGUUUCUGGGGAAACUUGGCCGUUAUUAUCAGUUUGGGUGCAGCUUGCGGACGGUUCUUGGGUUUUCCGAACCAAGCCAGCCAUUUCUGGGGAACGUACUAGCUUCUGCCAAACAAUCUUGGGCCCCAGGACAAGGUCUCCAUUUGAACGCCUCUGACCAUGACUUUGCGUCGCUCUUUGACACGGAGAAGUUCGACCAGGUCUUCACCUAUUUGCCGCAUCGGCCAUGGGUUCGGCGCUUUCUGAACAAGUUCAACCCAAGAACUGAGCAGGGCGGUAGUUUCGAGGCCAUAUGGGUUCCUGGGGAGUACGUUCGGUUCGCUAGCGUUGGUAUCUUCAACACGUGCGUCGGCAUUUUUGUAGUUGCCCCAAUGGCUAUCCAGGCACUCAAGGUGACAACUCCUGCCGGUGAGGUUGCCACGUACCUGGUGUUCGUGCUUAUAGCCGGCUUCGCGAUCCAGAUGCUCGUGCCUGGCUUCACUAGGCAGCUCCUGGUAUAUCUAGCAUAUGCCGGAGUGAUGGCGGCUGUCAUGAGACAGUAG
Molecule: messenger RNA, 855 nt
Organism: Fusarium falciforme
Lineage: Eukaryota; Fungi; Ascomycota; Sordariomycetes; Hypocreales; Nectriaceae
Exons: 4
Coding region: 1-855 (284 amino acids)
Source: RefSeq, a predicted model, not a curated record